UUAUUUAAAGGCAAGCUCGGUAUCUGGAACCUAGGAUGAAGGAGGAAUCUCUUCAUCUUCUCAACCAGUACUUCAAGGCAUCCAGGGCAGCCAGAGACUCAUCUUUGGACAGUAUUGGAUUCCCAAGGUGUGCUCUGCAGACUCUUCUAGUAGUUGCUGAGAGUAUAUCUAAACUAAACCUUGAACCAGAGAUAUCUUACAACCAUUCAGUAAUGUCCUGUUAUAUCUACGAGGAGAUUAUCUCAUCCCUGUCUGGAUACUCAUUCCUCGGAGUAAAUCCGUCCCAGCACUCGGAGACGGGGAGUUUAGAAUCCGUCCUAGGCAAACAAAAUGAUUUGAGAAUGAAGGAGUUUGAAACUCAGUUAAAAAUGUUCUUCCAAACCUAUCUUGUGAACACUUGGGAGGAAUAAAUAUGAGAUUAGACUAGAAUGAUAAACCAAACCAUUGGUCUGGAUUCACUGGAUUGAGUAAAUUAUUAUUUCUCGGCAUAAAAAAAUUAAAGAAUGUAAAAAUAUAUCACAGAAAUUAAUAACUAUGAACUAUUUUAAUAUAUUUUUAUUCGUAACUUUAACAAAUUUUAAUUAAAAUAAAUUAAACAAGCAACGUCUCUCAUUAAGGACCUUUUAGGAUUGAAUUACGCAUUAUUUGUAAAUGUCGUCUUCAUUUUAUCCUUAUUUAAUCCAAUUCCAAUCCAAACCAAACAUAUUAUUCGGCGAGGAAAAGAAGGAAGGAUCCAGCAAAAUUUAAUUGAUUCGAGCUGUUUUACUUUCUACGUAAUUGACUUCAUUGACAAUUCUGCUAGGUUAAAUAUAUCCAUAGCAUAUUUAUGAAUUUUUUCAAUUAUUUAUUCGCAAUAUAGUAGAUGUUAACAAGAUAUUAUCUUAAGAUAGUAAAAGUGUCCCGGUUUGGAUAGUCUUUAUGAGAUAUUUUUAACUAUUUAAAAUAUUUCAGAGAAAAUAAUGAUGGGGAACCCUGAUCCUGAUCCCCCGGAGUCCGGAGCAGGAAGAUUAAAUCCGGACCCUUCCUCCGCACCAUAUGGCGGAGCCCGUCCUAAGGUUAACGUGAAGCCCAAGGAGAAAAGUAACGGAUCCAGGAAAAGUCCUAAAACCGGAGAAUCCUAUGUUAAAGAUUACACUAGUAAACACGGAAGUCCUGUGUAUAAAAGAACUCGUGGAUUGGAUAGAACUAGUUCAAGUGAUAACGUUAUGUUUAUAAAUCAGGACGCUAAUCUAGAUAAUUUUCCUAAACUUUACAAUAGUAGGGAGAGAAACUCUGUUGAGGAUUGGGAUCAAAGAUCGGAUUCUCGAGAUUGGAUUGGUCGGAGUACAACAGAAUCCUCAGGAUGGGAGCAAUCCCCUUUAGAAUCUAGAGAUAUCCCAAUCCUCUCUACUCAACCUAUACACAGCAAUACAAGCAGUUUACCCAGUAUAUCUAAUUCUAGUGUAUCAAUGAGUGCUAAAUUUGAUGAUUUAGAGUUUGAAUCUUUGGAUAAUCUUGAACCUAUCGAGGAUGAUUGUUAUAUAUAUACAUACAAGGGUGGGACAGCAUAUCUAUCUGCCGAUCUUCCGACUAGUUUCUUUCGUCUGGACAGUGGUAGCGACGGAGAAUCACUUCCAGGAGUAUCAGGAGCUGGUCAAUCCAACCUAUCUACUGGAGUAGCUGCUCUGCUCCAGGACCAGCUGUUAAACCUGCCGGUCAGACCUGACUCCCCGGAGGAGCAGGACUUCCUUGAACUUGACUUUGACCCCGGUUCAGAUGAUAGUGAGAGAAGUAGUGAUAGUGGACAAGGACCCGAGGAAGAGUUAGUUUCUAAGAACGCUCUUAUUCGUGCUCCUCUUCUUCCAAACCUUGCUCCACUUCCUUCCCAUCCUAGUCUUGUUCCCUUACCUUCUCGUAGUCCUCCUAGACUGUUACCUGAAGCUACAUUUAGUUCUCUUAGUGAAACAAUAUCUCCGAAACGUACGAGUUCUCGUCGGACUAGUCAGAGUAGUUUAAGAGAGUGCACGGGAAGAGGAUCCGAAUCUCCGGAUCCUUCUCCCUCUCAACCAUUCUUACUCACUACUUCCAAAGAAAUCAAAACAAGAUCUUUACAGCCUAGAGAAGUAAACUUUCAAAAUAAUAAUAAUCUUUCUGAUAGUUGGAAACAAAGUUUGGAGACUGUUCCUCCACCGUGUUUAUCUUGCGACAUGGAGAAGGAUGUAGCUCCUCUCCAGAGUUCCAGUUCCUUUCCUCAGCAUCCCGUAACUGCAGUUAGAUCUGUUCCUCUCACUAGUCCCGUGGAUGAUGUUACACUACUCAACGUACCUAGAUCAAAAUCAUUAAACAGCAGCAUAUCCGCCUGUCUAGCAGCUGAUAGUUCAACAGAAGAAGACAAGAUUAUGCUGUGUGGAAACAGAUUAUUACAACGUGAAGCUUUUCUCUUUGGUUCAGAGAACAAAGGUAUCCUUGAAGCCCUGAAUAGUUUAACAAUUAGAGAAAAAUUGAAACGAUCUCAGACCUUCCCACGUGCACUGGUGUGGAGUGAGAAAGAUGCGAUUAAAAACCAUGUUUCUCAGCUCGGAACCUCAGCUUGUGGAGCUACUGCUUUAAUGAACGUGCUUAUUGCUAUGAAUAUAAAUGUUGAACCCGUCGAGGUGUGUAAGGCUGUAAAUACACGUCUCCGACGAUUAAAAAGUGAUCUCCCAGACUAUUUAUUAUCAAGAUCAGAGGCAGGUUGUAAUCAUAGUGAUCUACUGGCGGGUAUGCGACAUAUCUGUGGGGAUAGAAUCAAAGGAAGAUUCUUUCCAAUGCAUGGACUUAAAACUUCUCUAUGUACCUGGAUAGCUACGUGGAUAUCUAGAGGUUGUAUACCAGUUGCAACGCUAAACGUUCAACGUGCUCCUACAGCCCCUGGGAUGCAAAUUGCGGAUGCAUGGCAUCACCAGAUGAUCUGGGGGGUUAUUGGUAGGGAUAUCUUACUAAACAAUCCACUUGAAGUGGUUCCGGAGAGUAUACUGAUACCACAAUUAAAUUCUCCGUCACAAAUCCUUAUUCGGAGAGAGGAUGUUCUAUCCAGGUUCAAUAGUGAUACAGAUCUAACUCCUCUGAUCUCGAGCCUACCAGGAUCCGGGUUUAAUGAGAGAUGGUUAGAGUUCAAUGUUUUGGGUCAGGUUGUGAACCUGCUCCGAGAGGAGAUGUUGCUAAACCAUCCUGAAUCCGAAAGUAUAACGCCAACUUCUCAUCUCCGUAUCCCGGCAAACUACAUCAGUGGAAUAACCUUAUUUUGUGAUAAUCCAGAACCCGAAGUUUUGGCUCUUUUUCAGUCGACAGAAGAUUUUUCUUUGAGUGAUAGAUAGCAGUAAUUUAUUUAGAAGAAAUUAUCUAAUCAAAGAGUGAAGUCAUAUUGAAUCAAACUUUAUAGCCCACACCUCUCCAUACAUCACAAUUAGACAUUUUAAAAAAAUCUGAAACUACUAAACCUUUUUGUUGUUGUAAUUUUUCAAUUUCAUCUGAUCUGAACUUUAACUUGAAAAUCUCGAAGUAAAAUUCAUCACGGGAUUGUAAAAAAAAUUAUAUUAUGGAUUCCAUUUUUCCUCUACUUUAAAUAUCUGGGGCUCUGACUUGAAAUUUAAAUUUUUGUUUUCUCUCAGAUUUUAGAUGCUAGGUAAACCCUGUACGUAAGUCUUUUUUAGAAUCAGAGCUCAACACUUAAACGUUGAUAAAUGUUAAUCCCUGGAUCAAGAACCUUAUUGUAUCUUUUUUUCUUGGAUAUCUCGUGGAUAACUAAAAUUAAGGAAUGAAGCACUUAUUUUCUAAAUUUUAAAGUUACCAUAGUGGAUAUCGAGAUUAUGGUAGAUUAGUGCUUUAAACUACUGAAGUUUCAACCUCCUCAGCUUCAUGUUCUUAUGCGCAGUAAAGAUAAAAAUAACGAUCAAAUUUGUCUGAAAGAAAACUUAUAUGAGGAACAAACAUAUCAAAUAACGCCUUAUAAUUUUUCUUAAAUACCGUAAGCCCUACAUUCUCUUUUGCGUUGUCCAAAGCUAAAAAUGGUUCGAUUUGUUUUUAAAUCCAAUCUGUUUUUGAAACCUUCCACGAUUCUUUUUCAUAUUUAUUUUUAAAGCAUCUCGACUAAAAGAAUAUUUUAAGCUAAACAACUUCCAAUCGGGAUGGGGUCCACUAUUAAUUAGAAAUAUUUUAAGGAUUUUAUAAUUUGUAACUGUUAAAUCUAUGAAAAUGUCUGCAAAGAUUUAUCAAUUAAAGUAUUUUGAGAAUCCUAAAUAUUUGCACAUUUCAUGGAUUUAAAAAGGUUUCAGUGGGUUUAUUCCCCCUUCUCUUUAUCUAGAAUUAAAUAAAAUUAUAUUUUACAUCUCGAAACCAUUGAAGUAGUUCGCGAAAAUGAUUUAAAUGCCGAAAUCUAUUCUGUAGUUAUUUAAAAACCUGCCAUUUCUAUUUAUCUAAACUUUUGAUUACCAUUUAAACGCAAAGGGUUUCUCUGAACUGUAAAUGUUAGUUUUUUACAUUUUACAAAUUCUUAAGUCCUGUCCAAGUAAAAUUCCCCAUCCAAAUUGUAAUGCAUAAAGGAAAUUUUUUUCGAUUUUGUUUUACGUUUACGGCAGCUUAAACUUUGUUAUCUUGAUUUUCUUCGUAUGAUAUUACUCUUCAACUUGACUGCUCACUUUUUGAAGUUUGCCCGGUCCCAGAUUCUCUUGUAUUAAAGAGACUGUCGACGUAAUUCUAAGUGUCAUACCUUAUAAUAAGUUAAAUGACCGAUUCACAACGGUAUCCUUUAACCUUUUAACCGAUUCACUGAACAUAAAUGAUGGAGAUAUCCUUGUAUAUGAGUCUUGAAAACUGAUAAUUUUCUCUCAAUGAAAGCGGAUUGGAGAUUUAAGCAGCAGAGAAAAGGAGGAGUUGACUAAUCAUGUCCCUUGUAGAUAGGAAUCCACAAUAUCUUCUCAUUGUUACCCAGAUAAAUAUUUAAAGGGUACCCUUGUGUAUCGGAUAUGCCACUUUAAAGAUGAAUGGCCCCUUGAAAUUAUGUUACUGUCCCUUUAAGGUCAACGUUCUAUCUUGAGAUAUAAAGAAACUAUGUUACUGUCCCAGCGUUCAAUCUUGAGAUAUAAAGAAAUUAUGUUACUGUCCCUUUAAGGUCAGCGUUCUAUCUUGAGAUAUAAAGAAAUAUUUAUUAUAACCAAAAAUCUGAUAACGCUAGUGCACAUAAACGAAAUUUUUCAGUGUAAAAACGAUGGAAGUACGUUUCCAAAUUAGAAUAUCAGAAUUCUAUUUCUACA
Eurytemora carolleeae is the source of this 5270-nucleotide messenger RNA. RefSeq lists its product as uncharacterized. The transcript is spliced from 3 exons. The record is from RefSeq and is a predicted model, not a curated record. The coding region runs from base 960 to 3335 and encodes 791 amino acids. Lineage: Eukaryota; Metazoa; Arthropoda; Copepoda; Calanoida; Temoridae.